This is a messenger RNA of Pocillopora meandrina, 732 nucleotides long. Lineage: Eukaryota; Metazoa; Cnidaria; Anthozoa; Scleractinia; Pocilloporidae. The record is from the annotation of a GenBank genome assembly.
AUGAAUACAACUGAUUCAAGUUCCUCUACGGAUUCCACAAAGACUUCAGAGAAAAUUAAGAGGCCAUUAAACGCCUUUAUCCUUUGGUCCAAGAAGAGGAGGAGGGUCAUUGCCAACGAAAAUCCGCAGAUGCACAACUUUGACAUCAGUAGAAAACUGGGCUUGGAAUGGCAAAAACUGUCCGAGGAAGAGAAAGCGAAUUACUUCGAAGAAGCCAAGCGUUUGAAAGAGGAGCAUAAACAACAAUAUCCUGAUUACAAAUACCAACCAAGAAAACGUGAUAAAACAAACAAAAGAAACAAGCUCCUUCACGGGACGCCGUUUCAGUUCAGCUUCUAUCCGCAUGACACUACGGGGUUCUUCGAUAGCAGGUACCAUUUCCCAGUGCCUGACUCGAGGCCAUCGUUUCCUGCGGAACCCUUGCCACCUCACGGAGAACCCUCUGGUGUAAGCAGCGAGGAUCAUAUAACACACAGCACUCACGCAAAAGCAACACACACGGAUCACAGUACCCACAGUGUCAUUUACCAGAGCUUCCGGCCUCAGUCUUGCGAUGGUUUUGUACCGUACAGGAGUCUGGAGCCUCCAUACCUGCCUCUACGGCCCAAUUUUGACUUCUCGCAUCUAAACUGGUACGGUUCGUCUUCGGCUUCCAGCCGCAUUGCCCCUGUACCGUACUGUAGUCGAAUGUACCCAUGGCACGCGGCGCGUCAAACCGAUUUCCACUCGUGA